AUGACGAAUUAUAUAGAUUUAAAUCAAACAAUACUUUCUUCUUUACAGUCAGGUGAUGAACAAUCAUCAGAUGAUGAAAUUAAAACUCUUUUUAGUUCAUCACCAGAAAAUGCUGAUGCUGAUAUUGAUACAACAUUAGCAUCACGAUGCUAUGUAUCAACAAAUGUUCAAACAGUUUAUAAUGAACUUUUAUUAAUUCGACAACGUUUAUCAGAAGAAAAUGAACGUUUAAAAAAAAAAUCUAUUUUAUUAAAUCAAUGGGAAGAACGUAUGCGUGAAACAAUAGAACAUGGUUGGCAAGCACAUAAAGAUAAAUUUGAUAGUGAAAUAAAUAUUUAUAAAGAAAAAUUAAAUCAAAUAACAAAAGAUUUUAAACGAACAAAUGAAACAUUACAAUUAAUGCGUGAACAAAAUAAUGAAUUAAAACGUAAUUUAAAUGAUUUACGUGAAACAAAUGAAAAAUUAAUUGAAAAAACAAAACAAGCAGAUAAACGUAGUGAAAAUUUAAUACGUUUAAAUCAAAUAUCAGAACAAAAAAUUAAAGAAUUAGAAAAAACUAUUGAAAUGAAUAAAAAACUUUCUUUAAAUAAUCAAAAUGAAGAAUCUAUAAAAUCAAUUGAAAAUAAUAAUUGUUGUCGUAAUAUAUCGAUUGGAGAUCAUUGUUAUGAACAUCAUUCAUCAAGAAAUUCUCAUUUUCAUAUAUGA
Messenger RNA from Rotaria sordida, 705 nucleotides. NCBI's taxonomy places the organism in Eukaryota, Metazoa, Rotifera, Eurotatoria, Philodinida, Philodinidae. The record is from the annotation of a GenBank genome assembly.